Messenger RNA from Suncus etruscus (white-toothed pygmy shrew), 3079 nucleotides. RefSeq names its product calcium/calmodulin dependent protein kinase kinase 1 (gene CAMKK1). NCBI's taxonomy places the organism in Eukaryota, Metazoa, Chordata, Mammalia, Eulipotyphla, Soricidae. The record is from RefSeq and is a predicted model, not a curated record. Gene Ontology annotation, molecular function: protein kinase activity; ATP binding. Gene Ontology annotation, biological process: CAMKK-AMPK signaling cascade; protein phosphorylation; activation of protein kinase activity. The transcript has 16 exons. Bases 107 to 1624 code for a protein of 505 amino acids.
GCGCGCGCGGGAGCGAGCCGGGCCGCCCGCCGGGGCCGCCGAGACGUCUGUCUGCGGGCGCGGAGGUUCUCAAGACGGCUGCCUGGAGAAGCCUGAGACUGUGGUGAUGGAGGGGGGCCCAGCGGUCUGCUGCCAGGACCCUCGGGCAGAGUUAGUGGACCGAGUGGCAGCCAUUGAUGUGGCCCACUUGGAGAAAGCAAUUGGUGGCCCAGAACCUGUCCAGAAUGGUGUGGACCCUCCAGUGCGGGCCAGAGAUGCCUCUGUGAUUCCUAACAAAUCAGGACCCAUCCCUUCUGCCCGGCCCAGCCUCUCAGCAAGGAAGUUCUCCCUGCAGGAGCGACCAGUCGGCAACUGCCUGCAGGCUCAGGCUGGACCCUAUGCCACGGGACCUACCAGCCACAUCUCCCCACGUACCUGGCGGAGGCCCACCAUUGAGUCCCACCAUGUGGCCAUCUCAGAUGCUGAAGACUGUGUGCAGUUGAACCAGUAUAAACUGCAGAAUGAAAUUGGCAAGGGGGCCUACGGUGUGGUGAGGCUGGCCUACAAUGAAAGUGAAGACAGACACUAUGCAAUGAAAGUUCUCUCCAAAAAGAAGUUACUGAAGCAAUAUGGCUUUCCACGCCGCCCUCCCCCCAGAGGGUCCCAGGCGGCUCAGGGAGGACCCGCAAAGCAGCUGCUGCCCCUAGAGCGUGUGUACCAAGAGAUUGCCAUCCUGAAGAAGCUGGACCACUUGAAUGUGGUCAAGUUGAUUGAGGUCCUGGAUGACCCUGCUGAGGACAAUCUCUAUUUGGUGUUUGACCUCCUGAGAAAGGGACCCGUCAUGGAUGUGCCUUGUGACAAGCCAUUGUCAGAGGAGCAGGCACGACUCUACCUGCGGGACAUCAUCCUGGGCCUUGAGUAUUUGCACUUCCAGAAGAUCAUCCACAGGGACAUCAAGCCAUCCAACCUGCUCCUGGGUGAUGAUGGGCACGUGAAGAUCGCCGACUUUGGAGUCAGCAACCAGUUCGAAGGGAAUGAUGCACAGCUGUCCAGCACUGCAGGGACACCUGCCUUCAUGGCCCCUGAGGCCAUUUCAGAUUCUGGCCAGAGCUUCAGUGGGAAGGCCUUGGAUGUGUGGGCCACAGGAGUAACCCUGUAUUGCUUUGUCUAUGGGAAGUGCCCAUUCAUUGAUGACUACAUCUUGGCCCUGCACAGGAAGAUCAAAAAUGAAGAUGUAAUGUUUCCUGAAGAACCAAAAAUCAGUGAGGAACUCAAGGACCUAAUCCUGAAGAUGCUAGACAAGAACCCUGAGACAAGAAUUGGAGUGCCGGACAUCAAGAUGCACCCCUGGGUGACCAGGAAUGGGGAGCAGCCCCUUCCAUCUGAGGAAGAGCAUUGCAGUGUGGUGGAAGUAACUGAGGAGGAGGUGAAGAAUUCUGUGAAGCUCAUCCCCAGCUGGACCACAGUGAUCCUCGUGAAGUCUAUGCUGAGGAAGCGUUCCUUUGGGAACCCGUUUGACUCCCAGGCUCGGAGGGAAGAGAGAUCCAUGUCUACUCCAGGAAACUUCCUGUUGAAAGAAGGUUGCAGUGAAGCAGGGAAGAUCCCGGAGCUGCCUGGCGUGCAAGAAGACGAGGCUGCAUCCUGAGCCCCUGCAUGCGCUGAGGGCCGCCAGCAGCACGCUCAUCCCGCGCCUUCGAAGGCCCGCCGCCCUCAUGCCGACAGCUGCCUCUGUGGCAGAGGUUGGGGACAGUGCCCUGCUCCCAGCCCCAUCCCCUGUCGUGCUGCAUGACCUCCGUGCGCGUGCCCAGGGUCAGGAUUGCAAUGUGGAUCAUUGGGUGGGGAGUGAGAGACAGGGCUCCUGUGAGGCCUUUCUUCUCAUCCUAGUUCUCCCUGGCAGGAACAGUCUUGCAGGGAAGUUUGGUGCCCUUGGUGCCUUAGAAACCCACCCAGCUGGUAGGCAAGGCCCAGGGGCAGGAGGCAAAAAACCAAAAUGGCAGGUGGAAGCUUGGCUUUCCACUUCUGCAGAUAGUAGGCUUGGCCCAGCUGCCAAUGUCCAUGGAGGAAUGAAGCCUGUCCACCCCCAAGGGGUGAUGCCAGAGCUCUUGUCUGAUCCAAGAAUGAUCCAGAAGCCCUGACCUCCUUCGUGGUCAUCUAGGCUUCUCUGGGAGAGGCCUGUAUUGGAGAAUUCUGAUGCCAUUUGUGUUGUCCUUUACUUUCAUGUUUAGCUAGAGGUAGGGAAGGUGCAGCCUUGCUUAGGAGUUCUACAGAGUUGAGUGGUGCCCAGCACACCCAUAAUGUUGGCAGCGAAGUGGAGUAGCAGACUGACCUCCCUGCUUGUUUUUUCACUCAAAUGGACUGAAUUGGAGCUCUGAGUGGAGGUCUGAACCCUGUGCACCACAUCAUUCCUGUCAUUUCCUUCAAUCAAAGCUGCAGGAGAGGCUGAACUUACCUGGUCCCCAGACCCUGGAUUCACAGGGUUGGAGCCUUGCACAUGCUGGAGUAACUGGAAUUCCACCUCCUUCCUCCCCUGGCUUUCCCAAAUGCCCUGGAUGUUGCCCUCACAACAACGAAGGACAAACUGCCCAGGGUUAGCUGCAACACUGGAAGCAGGCUCCUGAUAGUAUGUGCACCCUGGCACGUGACUACAGAGAGGUGGGCCUCCCCGCCCUUGCCUCAUCCUCUCCCCUAAGACCUCACAUUUUACCUGCUGGAGUGUCAGAUCAGGUCCAUACAGCCAUGCUCGAGCUGAUUUCAUCUUCUUUAUGGGAUCAGAGCCUACAGGCUGGCUUUGCUGUUUACUGACCAAGUGCUCAAGAGAUUAACCCCCAAAGAAAAAGAAAGCUGGACUUGGGUGCCUCCCCUGAAAACACGGGUGAAACAAGAAGUCUCAUUUGGCCCCAUGGGUGUCAGGCCACAGGAGGACAGGAUUGGAGGAGCGCCUGCAUCCCGUGCCUCUCUGUGCCUGUGGAUGUCCAUUGCACCUCCGCACAAGUGCAUGUGCGUGCUCAUCUGCUGCAUACAGCUCACUCGCAUGCCUUGCACCGGCACAUACAUCUGUAUUAGAGUUUCUAUGUUUAUUAAAGGCCAGGAGCAGAAUGUA